Molecule: messenger RNA, 2180 nt
Organism: Drosophila miranda
Lineage: Eukaryota; Metazoa; Arthropoda; Insecta; Diptera; Drosophilidae
Gene: RhoGAP68F
Product: rho GTPase-activating protein 68F
Exons: 6
Coding region: 197-1630 (477 amino acids)
Biological process (GO): small GTPase-mediated signal transduction; negative regulation of endocytic recycling
Cellular component (GO): cytoplasm
Molecular function (GO): GTPase activator activity
Source: RefSeq, a predicted model, not a curated record
AUAUUUUAUCGAUCAGUGACCACCACUAUUCAUCCGCAAAAACAACGUCUUGCAAUAAGAAAAUUAACGGAGAUAUUUUUUUUCUAUUGAUAAAAGCUGUAUGUUCUACAUGCCAAUUCGAUAGCGCGCCUGAGAUACGUCCUGCGUCAUUGCAUCGCAUCGAUAAUCCACACUCUGUACACCUGUCUGUCCCACAAUGGACACCCAUUCGCGUUUCACAUCGAGAUUACCAGGUCCUGCCAUCAAUCCGAUCGUCGAGAACUCGGACGAGCCGCAGCCCAGUCUCUCGGAUCUGCACGACUUCGAGCCGAAGCUAGAGUUCGACGACACUGAGCUCCUGAGUCCGGCUCCUCUAGAGAAAGAUGUUAUGGUCGGUGACUUUGUCCUGGCCGAUGAUCCAGAACUUGAACCCGAAGAGGAUGUGAAUCCCCUGGAGGACGACUUUGAAGAUCAACUGAGAGAACAGUCGGAGCAAUUUCAAGCACCCAAAAACAAAUGCGACUUUCUGGGCACCGACAAGCAGGGUCGCCACGUCUUCGGCAUUUACGCAUCGCGGUUCCCCGAGAAGUCGCAGCUGGAGGGUUUCGUGCGUCAAAUCAUCAAAGAGAUCGAACCAUUCGUGGAGAACGACUACAUACUCGUUUAUUUUCACCAAGGCCUUAAGGAGGACAACAAACCGUCGGCGCAGUUCCUGUGGAACUCGUACAAGGAGCUGGAUCGAAACUUUCGUAAAAACCUAAAGACUCUGUAUGUGGUGCAUCCGACGUGGUUCAUUCGGGUCAUCUGGAACUUCUUCAGCCCCUUCAUCAGCGACAAGUUCCGCAAGAAGCUAGUGUACAUCUCCAGCCUGGAUGAGCUGCGCCAGGCUCUGGGCCUGAACAAGCUGAAGCUGCCCGAUAACAUUUGCGACUUUGACGACAAGCUGAACCCCAGCCGCAAGUCAGCCGCAGCCGCACCAGCAUCUCACCUAACAAACAGCAUAAAUGCAUCCAGGCAGCAGCAGCACAAAAUGGCGCCGACGAUGCAAUUUGGGGUGCCCCUGAAGCAUAUUGUUGUAAACAGUCCCUGCCUCAACUCCAUACCCCCGAUAGUGCGCAAGUGUGUGGACUCUUUGUCGAUUACGGGCGUGAUUGACACGGAGGGGAUCUUCAGGCGGUCGGGUAACCAUGCCGAGAUCAUGGCCCUCAAGGAGCGCGUCAAUCGCGGCGAGGACGUGGACCUGAAGAGUGUGAAUGUCCAUGUGAUUGCAGGCCUGCUGAAGAGUUUCCUGCGCGAUCUCUCAGAGCCGCUGCUCACAUUCGAACUGUACGAGGAUGUGACCAAGUUCCUGGAAUGGCCCAAGGAGGAGCGCUCCCGAAAUGUCACCCAACUGAUACGCGAAAAACUGCCCGAAGAGAACUAUGAGCUUUUCAAGUACAUUGUCGAGUUCCUGGUGCGCGUGAUGGACUGCGAGGAUCUCAACAAGAUGACCUCGUCCAAUCUGGCCAUCGUGUUCGGCCCCAACUUCUUGUGGUCCCGCAGCACUAGCACCUCCCUGGAGGAAAUCGCACCCAUCAAUGCAUUUGUCGACUUUGUCCUACAGAAUCACAAAGACAUCUAUUUGAUCGAUGUCAAUCAGCACGCCCUGUGAGCCUGUGUCCCGGCGAACCCCCAACAAACAAGUCCGUAAUUUGUAAAUUGUUUGAUUUUAAUGUUAGUUCUAAACAAAACCACAGCCCCCAGCCGGCAGAGUCCGCUUAGCACAAGGGCAAACCUAAUACGGUGUAUAAAGAAAGAGUGUAUCUAAAUCCUAAGUUGAGUUUUUAAACUGUGUGUAAAUGUGUGAAUACUGCUUAUAGCUACCCCAACUCCACCACACCCCCAAUUAUAAUAAUUUAAAAACUCUCACUAAAUGCUUAGUACGUUGAUUUACCAAAGAAAUUUUGCAAGAGAGAAAUUUGAGAUGUUAUGUAUACAAUAAACACGCACAUUCCCAUGGCCCAAAAAAACCAAAACGAAAACGAAAACUGGCUGCUGCUGAUGGUCGCUGAAUGCUAUGUGCACCAAUGUACGUGGAGUUGUGGCAAACUCAAAGUACGUAAUACGUGUAGUUUUUUGAAUUUCCUUAUAGUCAUACAUACAAAUUUUAUAUAAUAACGUAUUGUUAAAAACUAAGAAUAAAGUCAAAUGUUAAAACCCUA